Striga hermonthica is the source of this 648-nucleotide messenger RNA. NCBI's taxonomy places the organism in Eukaryota, Viridiplantae, Streptophyta, Magnoliopsida, Lamiales, Orobanchaceae. The record is from the annotation of a GenBank genome assembly.
AUGAUAGAUGAUGAAACCUUACCGAAUGCUGCUAUUGCUGACUUCAUCAUCAACCUUCUCUUUGCUGGGAAUGAGACAACAGCUAAAACCAUGCUCUUUUCUGUUUAUUACCUCACACAUUGUCCCACAGCUAUGAAGCAGUUGCUGGAUGAGCAGCAGAGCCUAAGGAGUGAAAGGGGUGAGGAGAUGCUUAAUUGGCAAGACUACAGAGCUAUGCCUUUCACUCAAUGUGUAAUUGAUGAAACUCUGCGCAUUGGAGGCAUUGCAAUCUGGUUGAUGAGAGAAGCCAAAGAUGAUGUAGAAUAUGAAGAUUACAUAAUCCCCAAAGGAAGCUUUGUGGUGCCAUUUCUUUCAGCAGUCCAUCUAAACGAACAAGUUUAUGAGGAUCCUCUUAGUUUCAACCCUUGGAGAUGGAUGAAACCAGAAAAUCAGGAGAAGAGGAACUGGAGGAGCAGUGUGUAUUUUGCGCCGUUUGGAGGUGGGAGUAGAUUCUGUCCGGGGGCUGAGCUGGCUCGCCUUCAGAUUUCUCUCUUCCUUCACUAUUUUCUCACUACUUUCAGGUGGAGACAGGUAAAGGAGGACCGAAUGUCAUUUUUCCCAUCAGCUCGACUGGUGAACGGGUUUCAGAUACAACUCACUAAAAAUUGA